Chrysoperla carnea is the source of this 497-nucleotide messenger RNA. RefSeq lists its product as uncharacterized. The record is from RefSeq and is a predicted model, not a curated record. The transcript has 3 exons. NCBI's taxonomy places the organism in Eukaryota, Metazoa, Arthropoda, Insecta, Neuroptera, Chrysopidae. Bases 54 to 497 code for a protein of 147 amino acids.
GUAUUUUUUACAAAAUGACAUAUUCGAAAAAAUAUAGAGAGUAAAUUUUGAAAAUGAGUAAAUCAGUAAAGGAGGAAUUAACAGAUUCAUUUCGUGAAAUUGCAGCGUAUGCUUUAAAACUAAAAAAUCCAUAUGAUAGAGUACGUUGUUUACAAUGGUUAAGAAAAUUAAAUGAGUUGCCAGAUUCUGGUGAUGCAAGUAUGUGUAUUAAAAAUCAGUAUGUUCAAUUUUUAAGAAUUCAAGUAAAAAAUGGUCAUAUACAUGGUAUUUUUAAAAAUUCCCCACCAAUACAAAAUAAUCAAAUUGUGCCAUUAGCUAAAUGUUUAGGAAAUUACAUUUUUAAAAAGGUUCCAUACCUACCUAAAAAUGAAUCAAUUGCACCAAUUUUAAAUCACAAAUCAUCCGACGGAAGAGCUUACAUUAAUUGCAAACAGAUACCAGGUGGUGGGAUAUUUUGUUAUUUAACUGUAUCCCCCGAUUGUUUAAAUACAUCAUAA